Molecule: messenger RNA, 528 nt
Organism: Lasiosphaeria miniovina
Lineage: Eukaryota; Fungi; Ascomycota; Sordariomycetes; Sordariales; Lasiosphaeriaceae
Product: HSP20-like chaperone
Exons: 1
Coding region: 1-528 (175 amino acids)
Biological process (GO): response to hydrogen peroxide; response to salt stress; protein folding
Source: RefSeq, a predicted model, not a curated record
AUGAGUUCCCUCGCGAGCCACCCCUUUGCCCGGCAAAUCCGGAGCUACAUCGAGAAUGCCCAGGCACACCAGCAACAGGGGCACAGAGGGGCAGAGGCUGGCAACACCAACGAUGACGACUACGCCGACAGCGAGAGCUUCGUGCCGCCCGUCGACAUCUUCAACACCCCUAACAACUGGACCGUCCACCUGUCCGUCCCCGGCGCCAAGAAGGACGACGUGGCCGUCAACUGGGACGCGGAUAAGUCGUUGCUGGCUAUUACGGGUGUCGUCCACCGCCCCGGCAACGAGGAUUUCCUCGCCGGCAUGCUCUCGGGUGAGCGCAGAGUAGGCAUGUUUGAGCGCAAGAUCCGGCUACCGCCGCUCACGUCAGCUGCUGCUGCUACUGCUGCUGCUACCGCCGCGGCUGAGAAGGAAGAGGUCGAUGCCGACCACAUCACGGCCCGCAUGGAGGACGGCAUCCUUAUUGUCGUCGUGCCCAAGGCCGAGAAGGAGUGGACCGAAGUCCGCAAGGUCGAUAUUGAAUGA